GGCUUCCGCCACAUCAUGGCAUCACUUCCGGCGGCGCCAACUUCCCCUUCCGUCCGCCUCGUUGCCGGCAGCUGCCGUUGCCGCCGUUGCCGCCAAACCCGGGAAACGCGCGCGCGCUGGGGCCGCUUCCGGAAAUCCCGAUCCCAGGGCGGAAGCCGCCCCGCUCCGCAGCCUCCGGACGCUGCACCGAUCCCGCAUGGCCGCGCGGACCCGAUGAGGAUGGAGACCCGGGACUCCGCCGGCCACGGCUCGGGGUUCAAGGCCUUUCCCCUGCCGCCCCGGGCCGGGCUGAGGGACGUGCUCUGCCCGCCCGACACCAAGUUUUUACCAAAUAAGACCGGCAGCUUUGCUUGCCCAGCUGGAAAUGCCUCAUGCGCUCUCAAUUUCAGCCAAGAAGUCCCGUGCCCUGAGACCUACCGGACAGCAGGAGAGACACAGGGGUUUGGGUGCAGCACCAACGGGCAGUGGAGGGGUUUGGUGCCCACCCCAAGUGCUGCGCUGCCGAAGCUGAGGCUGAGCCGUGGCUCUUACCUGGAGGCUCGCAAAAACCCCAGUGGGACCUCCAAUAGUUUUGUAGGAAAAUCCAACCACCAUUGCCAUGGGUCAGCAUUUCCAAUCAAACCUGCCCAGAGCCCCUCCUGGAGCGGGCCGUGCCGCCGCAGCCUGCUCAGCCCAAAGAAAACUCCGCGGCGGUUCAUCAGCACUGCGGAGGAGACUGUUCGAGAGGAGGAGCGAGAGAUCUACAGGCAGUUGCUUCAGAUGGUCACAGGAAAGCAGUUUUCCACGUCCAAGCCCUCUUCGCUCUUCCCCUUCCAUCUGUCCAGGUGCUCAAAUUCCAGCAAAACCAUACUGAAAGAAACUCCCAGCAAGAACUCAAAGCUGUUUGAAGCUCACAGCAUUGCACCAGCCAGCUCAGCAACCAGCAUUCUCGGGGCACAGGAGCAGCCAUCGCACAAACCACCGCUCUACUCCAUGCCCAGCUAUCCCUCCCAUAUCUUUGAGUCCCGUAACUCCACAGCCCAGCAUCAGCAAGAAAAUCUACCAGCAUCCAACACUCAGUCUGAAGGAUCAGACUCGGUCAUUUUGCUCAAAGUAAAGGAUUCCAGAACCCCAGCUCCAAGCCUCCCAUUCUUCCAGGCAGAACUAUGGAUCAAGGAAUUGACCAGUGUCUACGACUCGCGAGCUCGGGAGAGGUGGCGGCAGAUUGAGGAGCAGAAAGCUCUGGCCUUACAGCUGCAGAGCCAGCGAUUGCAGGAGCAGGAGCACUCGGUGCAGGACCUGGUGGAUUUGAACCUUCGUGUGCCUCUCGAGAAGGAAAUCCCUGUCACGGUGGUCCCAGAAGAGAAAGAUGGUGCCAAGUCAGCUGAUGGUGAAGAGGAGUUCCCUGAAAUCACAGAGGAAAUGGAAAAGGAAAUAAAGAAUGUAUUCCGAGGAGGAAAUCAGGAUGAGGUCCUCAGUGAAGCCUUUCGGUUAACGAUCACCCGGAAAGACAUCCAGACCCUCAAUAAUCUGAACUGGCUCAAUGAUGAGAUAAUUAAUUUCUAUAUGAAUUUGCUGAUGGAGCGGAGCAAAGAAAAGGGUUUACCAACAGUUCAUGCGUUCAAUACUUUCUUCUUCACCAAAUUGAAAACAGCGGGGUACCAAGCUGUGAAAAGAUGGACUAAAAAAGUGGAUAUCUUCUCAGUGGACCUCCUUUUGGUGCCUAUUCAUCUGGGAGUGCAUUGGUGCCUAGCAGUUGUCGAUUUCAGGAAAAAGACCAUCACCUACUAUGACUCCAUGGGUGGAAUAAACAGCGAAGCCUGCAGGAUACUGUUGCAGUACUUAAAACAAGAAAGCCUUGAUAAGAAAAGGAAAGAAUUUGACACCAAUGGGUGGUCGUUGCUGAGUAAGAAGAGCCAGGAGAUCCCACAGCAGAUGAACGGCAGCGACUGUGGGAUGUUUGCCUGCAAAUACGCCGACUGCAUUACCAAAGACAAACCCAUCAACUUCACUCAGGUAAUCCCCCCCAUCCUGACGUGUGCCACGUGCUUGGGGUACAUAUUUGCACAUCCAAGUGCCUUCUGCUCCCUUCUCCAUUGGUUUGAAGCCCUCAGUGGGGAUCAAACUGCUGUUCCUCGGAGCAGAGCUGACACAGGGUGCUGGGGCAGUUCUUCCUACCACGCCAAAUUCCUCAAGAGUCCUCCUCAUGUCUUCUAUUAAAACACACAGGCACGUCACCGACGUCAGCCCAUAAUGGGUCCCAGUCAUUGCUGUAAUGAAAGCGGGGCAUUGUAGCCUGAAUCCAAAGGAAUUUGGGAUUACCUGAUGUCAGCCCCCAUGGAGUAUCCCAUGCAAGAGUAUUUUGUUAUUAGGGGAAUGUCACUGAAGUGAUGUUCAUUCUAAAUUCUCAUUCCCUGCUUUGUUUUCAAUAACCUGAAAGUCUCACCCCCAACCCCCCCCCACCCCCCUCUAAGAAAAAGGCUUCCCCUACAAAAGCUGCCCCCAGGAGAUGCUGAGGAUGCG
This is a messenger RNA of Phasianus colchicus (ring-necked pheasant), 2502 nucleotides long. Lineage: Eukaryota; Metazoa; Chordata; Aves; Galliformes; Phasianidae. The record is from RefSeq and is a predicted model, not a curated record.